CUUGCAGUGUGGUGUUUUAUAAUAAAAUUAAAAAAUGAAGAUUUGUUGCUUAAUCGUAUUAACUGUUUUCAUUACAUUAAUAUGUAAUUUAAAGGGUCAACAAACGACAAAAAGAUCUCAACCAAAAUUUAAUAGAUUAUUUGGAAAUAUUUCACGAGAAUGCUUGAAAGAACAUCGCGUCACUCCAGAAAGAGUAUUGGGAAUUUAUACUUUAAAUAUAGAUGACCGAAGAGCAAAAUGUUAUGUCGCUUGCAUGUUGUUGCGAUUUAAUGUGACUUCUAAGAAUGGAGGUUACAAUGAUAAGGAAUUGGAGCAAUUGAUGGCAAAACCCAAUAUCAAUAGUGAAGUUCCAACUAAUAUGAAAAGAGCUAUAGCAAUAUGCGAAAAACAAGUUGAUAAUGAUCAGUGUGAAAAAGCCUUUAAAUUCACGAAAUGUAUUUAUGCUCACAAGAAUGAAUUUGCAGUUAAAAAUAAAGAAAACAAUUCUACAUCAGCUGAUCGCCGACGACCUGUUACUCAGACAAAACAGCCUGUACGUCUCUCAACCACUUAACCACAUUAUUAUAGUCACUAAACAUAAUUGUUUUAAAUAUGAUAUUGUUUACAAUGAUUAAAUUUUAUCUAUUUAUUUACUUAGAUUAAAUGAUUUUA
This is a messenger RNA of Melanaphis sacchari, 651 nucleotides long. RefSeq names its product general odorant-binding protein 19d (gene Obp19d). The coding region runs from base 35 to 553 and encodes 172 amino acids. Gene Ontology annotation, molecular function: odorant binding. The transcript is spliced from 6 exons. The record is from RefSeq and is a predicted model, not a curated record. NCBI's taxonomy places the organism in Eukaryota, Metazoa, Arthropoda, Insecta, Hemiptera, Aphididae. Gene Ontology annotation, biological process: sensory perception of smell.